This is a messenger RNA of Closterium sp. NIES-65, 678 nucleotides long. The record is from the annotation of a GenBank genome assembly. Lineage: Eukaryota; Viridiplantae; Streptophyta; Zygnematophyceae; Desmidiales; Closteriaceae.
AUGCGUACCAGCGACCGCAGUGGUGAGCCGUGCGAUGGCCCGAACACCACCCAGCGCUGCUUCGGCCGCCUGACGGACGCCUGGCGUCUCCAGAUCCCUGACGCCACUCUGAUCCCUUGCUGGGGCGAGCUGCUUAGGUCGGAGGUUGUUGUCUUUGAUCUUGAUUAUGAUGCUAUUCUUGCUGUCAUGCAUGUUGUGUCUACUAGUGAUGAGGGUGACUGUAAUCUGUGUGUUCCACCUGACCCGGACAUUAAGGCUGCUGCUCUAGGUGCUGGUGAGGCUGCUGCUCUAGGUGCUAGUGCGUCUCCUGCUCCAGGUGCUGGUGAGUCUGCUGCCCGAGGUGCUCGUGAGUCUGCUCUCUUAGGUACCACGUCGGCUCAGGCCUUGCACACCUUCACCCUUGACUCGGGUGCUUCCCGCUCCUUCUUUCGAGACCGCACCACACUGACGCCGCUUAGUCGGCCGGUUGCAGUCUCCCUGGCAGACCCCUCAGGGGGUCCUGUCCUUGCCCACUUCUCCACUGUCUUAGCCUGUCCGGUGGCCCCUUCUAACACCCUCUCAGGUCUUUACCUCCCCUCGUUCUCUACGAACUUGGUGAGUGGUGCUGAUCUACAGGAUGGGGGGGUUGACCAGUUCACUCCUGCGAGUGUUUGCUGCAGCGUACCGCUCUUGUCCUGA